Messenger RNA from Protopolystoma xenopodis, 1185 nucleotides. The record is from the annotation of a GenBank genome assembly. Lineage: Eukaryota; Metazoa; Platyhelminthes; Monogenea; Polystomatidea; Polystomatidae.
AUGAGGCCCAUUCUGCGAACACGUGACUUUGAAGAGAGUUCUGGUGACGACAACACACGAAUAGGCGCAUUCCCCUUUAUGUCUGUGUUGCCCAAUCGACCUGCAUCUGGCAAGUCUGUAAAGCCAGCGGUUAAUCGGCGCCGCAUCAAGACGACGACUCUGGAGUUCGAGGACUAUGUCGAAGAGGAUGAUGAAGAGAGAGUGGAAGGAGAUGAAGAUGAGGCUGAUGAGUACGAUGGAGGAGAAGAAGAAGAAGAUAAUGAUGAUGAAAGUAGACAGGCGGGCAGACGAGGCGAUAGCAAGGGUGACACAGAAUCUCAUUUGCCAUCCGAAAGUCUUGCUGGGUUAGAAAAUUGUCCUGGGUCUAUAGGGACACUUUGGACAGCCCAGCAAUCGCCCACUCCACCUCGUCCACAGAAGCAGAUGCCUGGGAAACGUCGAGAUCAGCAACAACAAAAGCUUUCUCCGGCAUCUUGGAGUCAGGAAUCUGCUCACAACCAAAAUAUGACAGGUGGGCGUAAUCAAACCCAUUUAAGUUCCUCAACUGUUGCAACAGGUGGGCAUAGCCAGGCGCAUUUAAGCCCUUCGACUGUUGUUGAAUCAGGGUCGCCUAGGUCUCCUAUCUCAGCUACCGGACCUGUUCCUCUGGUUUCCAUAGGCUCCACUUCACCAGGUUGGCUUUCAGCCACUGAUCAAGCUAACUGCAGGUCACCCUUGGUCACUCCGGCCAUGUUGACUGGUCUUAAAACGACUGCAUCAACUCUAAUCUCUGCCAUUAUUUCACCUAUCGAGGACUCCAAGGCAGGCAGCCCCAAUGAAGCACGGAGAGGAGUCCAAAAUACAAUCGUAUCAGAACCAACUCACCUUGCAGAGCCGCUACCACCUUCGAUGCAUAGUCGUCAGAAGGGUGUAUCUUGCACUCAACCGUCAAGCGGUCGAAAGAUUCAGAUGGUUGCGACCCAAGUUGUCCCAGGAAAUUCAACUAGUUCACUUGUGAUGGCAACGGAAGCGUUGGGUCGUAGUCAAGAGGAAAUUGUUCACUUGCCCCCGGAUGGCCUAAUUGAGUCGUCUGUUUGCUCAACAAUCAGCGGAGAGACUCAACCUGCUGAGGCUAUUGAUGGCUUAACUAGGUUCCAGCUGAAACAGGCCUUAGUACAUCUUUUGGAGGUAACAAUCGUUAGCUAA